Seriola aureovittata is the source of this 7216-nucleotide messenger RNA. Its product is annotated as bromodomain-containing protein 3-like. Gene Ontology annotation, biological process: chromatin remodeling; regulation of DNA-templated transcription. The coding region runs from base 455 to 2497 and encodes 680 amino acids. Lineage: Eukaryota; Metazoa; Chordata; Actinopteri; Carangiformes; Carangidae. The record is from RefSeq and is a predicted model, not a curated record. The transcript has 12 exons. Gene Ontology annotation, cellular component: chromatin; nucleus.
UGUGUCGGAGCCGCUCGGCGCCUUCAGACAAAGCUCAGCUAACAGGCUAACGGCUCGUUAGCUAGCCAAACACCGCGGUAACAUCUGCAAAGAUCGGCGUUUUAAACCAACGGAUCCGCUCUCUGCGCGGUUCAUAGGAGAACUAAUGUCCCCACGUCUCCCCCAGCACUCGCGCAGAAACCGCCACAGCCGCUAAAAAUACAGUUAACGGCCUUUCGUGUCUUCGGUUGUGCCAUGGGAGUUUGUCUCCUGGGGGGAAACAUCGAGCUGAAGCAUCAACAGCAACCACGCCUGAAUUGAACACACACUAACACACACCUGUGUGCCCACACACACACACACACACACACACACACACACACACACACCCUCAGACCACAGAGGGAGUUGUUUUUUCACCCUCAGGUCAGACACUGUCGUCCCACGGUGCAUUGCUGCGUCACCGUCGUCCACCAUGUCGGACGCCCCCGAGGCUGCGCCCCCCAGCCCCCCUCCCCUCACCAACCCACCCCCCCCUGAGGUCACCAAUCCCACCAAACCUGGCAGAAAAACCAACCAGCUGCAGUACAUGCAGAACGUGGUGGUGAAGACUCUGUGGAAACAUCAGUUCGCCUGGCCUUUCUACCAACCUGUGGACGCCAUCAAGCUCUGUCUGUCGGACUACCACAAGGUGAUCAAGAACCCAAUGGACAUGGGAACCAUCAAGAAACGUCUGGAGAACAAUUAUUACUGGAGCGCCAGUGAGGCCAUGCAGGACUUCAACACCAUGUUCACCAACUGUUACAUCUACAACAAGCCGACAGACGACAUCGUGCUCAUGGCUCAGGCUCUGGAGAAGAUCUUCCUUCAGAAAGUGGCUCAGAUGCCUCAGGAGGAAGUGGCUCUGCUGCCGCCAGCGCCCAAAGGGAAGAACAAGAGCAAGCAGCCGGCUGCUGCCACCACAGUGAGUCAACAGGCCGAGUCUUCAGCCUCCCCUCCCCCCUCCUACCCCUCCCCUUCCCCCUCUCAGACCCCUGUUAUCUCCACCACGCCCACACCUGUCCAGGCCACGCCCCCUGUCUCUGCCCCGCAGCCCCCGGCAACCAUGAUGCCAUCUGCACAGCCUGUUGUGAAGAAGAAAGGUGUGAAGAGGAAAGCCGACACCACCACUCCGACCACGUCCGCCAUCUCUGCCGGUCGCGCUGACUCUCCGUCUGCUCAGGACUCUAAAUCGGCCAAGCUGGGCUCAUCCCGCCGCGAGGCCGCCGCCCGCCCCGCUAAGACCCGCCGUGAGACGGGCGAAGAGGUGGCAGGGGGUGAAGUGGGAGGCGGAGGAGGAGGAGCCAUAGGAAGGAAGAGUGGGAAGGUGGGCGAGCAGAUGAAACAUUGCGACGCCAUUCUUAAGGAGAUGCUGUCGAAGAAACACGCCGCCUACGCCUGGCCGUUCUACAAGCCGGUGGACGCCGAGGCGCUGGAGCUGCACGACUACCAUGACAUCAUCAAACACCCCAUGGACCUCAGCACCGUCCGGAAAAAGAUGGAUAAAGGAGAGUACAACGAUCCUCAGAGUUUUGCGACUGACGUCAGGUUAAUGUUCUCCAACUGUUACAAGUACAAUCCUCCAGACCAUGAGGUGGUGGCCAUGGCCCGCAAGCUGCAGGAUGUGUUUGAGAUGCGUUUCGCUAAGAUCCCAGACGAGGGCCUGGAGACGUCGGUCCCGUCUACGACACCAUUGGUCAGUAAAAGCACCGCCUCCUCUGACAGCAGCAACAACUCCUCCUCUGACGAAUCGUCUGACUCUGAGGAGGAGCGAGCCACGCGAUUGGCUGAGCUACAGGAGCAGGUUGGUGCUGCCGAGCAAUCACAGUUGAAGGCGGUGCACGAGCAGCUGGCCGUCCUGUCCCAGGCUCCGGUCAGCAAGCCAAAGAAGAAGAAAGAGAAGAAAGACAAGGAGAAGAAGAAAGAGAAAGACAAAGACAAAGGGAACAAGGGAAAGAUGGAGGAAGAGAAGAAGCCGAAGGCUGUCGCCCAACAGCCCAAACCAGCCAAUCAGAAGAAGGCGCCAGCCAGGAAAGCCAACAGCACGGUGACCGCCACCAGGCAACCGAAGAAAGGCAGUAAGACGUUGGGCGGGGGCUCAGCCAACGGAGAAGACGGCGAAGAGUCUUCCCUGCCGAUGUCGUACGACGAGAAGCGCCAGCUGAGCCUGGACAUAAACCGGCUGCCGGGGGAGAAGCUGGGUCGCGUCGUCCACAUCAUCCAGUCCAGAGAGCCGUCACUGAGGGACUCCAACCCCGACGAGAUCGAGAUUGACUUCGAAACCCUCAAACCCUCCACCCUCCGAGAGCUGGAGCGCUACGUCAAGUCCUGCCUGCAGAAGAAGCAGAGGAAGCUACUGCAGAAGGCAGCAGGAGGCGGGGCCUCAGGAGGCGGGGCUAGUCGUUUGAGUGGCAGCUCUUCUUCCUCCUCUGAUGACAGCUCCUCAACAGGAACCUCCUCUUCCUCCGACACAGACUGAACAUACACACACACUGAUCGCACACACAGAGGUUUAUCCACUCUAUACACACACACACACACACACACACACACACACAGGAACUCGAUCUAUACAGUUAACAUGCAAACACAGAUCGACACACACAUCAUGUAAACUUCCAUCCUGAACAGACACACAAAGACAGAGACUCACACUCUGAACUUCUUACAGCACACACACCCACACACACACACACACACACACACACAUACACACACACACACACACACAUACAUAUGAACCAUACACACACACCCAGACUUGGAGACUGUAUGUAAAUAGGCUGACCUGUUUUUUAGCUCCUAGUGUUUUUUUUUUUGUUUUGUUUUUUUCUUUUUUCUUUUUUUUUUCGUUUCCUGGAGGAAUGCAGAGACAGAGGAGACGAAGAAGAAACAACAACUCAGCAAGAGGAGAAGAAGAGGAGGAGGAGGGAGUUCUUCUCUGAACACUGGAGCCUCGCUGCCACGCAGAGAAGGAAAAUCACUGAGGCUUUCUUCUUCUUCAUCUUCUUGGAUGGCCGGCUGUGACCCCUGACCUCUGAACACAUUCCAGCAGCAUCUAUAGAGCAUCAUCAUGAGGAGGAGGAGGAGGAGGAGGAGGAGGAGAAGAAGAUCUCAGUGGGUUUCAGACAUGGAUUGAUUUGGAGGCGGAGCUGUCAGCAGGAGAGCAGAAACUGAACAGUUCAUGUUCCUCAGAUUUUAGUUUUCAGGGUGGAGACGCCUGAGAGAGUUCAGAGCAUCAUGGGACACUGAACCACACGGGACGUGGUCUACAGGACCGAUCAGGGUCUCAGGACAGACUAGUUCUCAUCAGGUCUGCAGUGAAGUCUGUGAUCACUGUUUAACGCCAGCUGCUGAUGAAUCAUGUGAAAGUGUCCGAGCUGAGAGAGCAGGAAGAGUCUGAGACCACAGACCAGAGACAUCAGACCACAGACCAGAGACAUCAGACCAGAGACAACAGACCAGAGACAACAGACCACAGACCAGAGACAACAGACCAGAGACCACAGACCAGAGACCACAGACAACAGACCAGAGACCACAGACCAGAGACAACAGACCAGAGACAACAGACCACAGACCAGAGACAUCAGACCAGAGACAUCAGACCAGAGACCACAGACAACAGACCAGAGACAACAGACCAGAGACAACAGACCAGAGACAACAGACCAGAGACAACAGACCACAGACCAGAGACAUCAGACCAGAGACAACAGACCAGAGACCACAGACAACAGACCAGAGACCACAGACCAGAGACAACAGACCAGAGACCACAGACAACAGACCAGAGACCACAGACCAGAGACCACAGACCAGAGACCACAGACCAGAGACAACAGACCAGAGACAAAAGACCAGAGACCACAGACCAGAGACAACAGACCACAGACCAGAGACAACAGACCACAGACCAGAGACAACAGACCACAGACCAGAGACAACAGACCAGAGACAACAGAUCACAGACCACAGACCAGAGACAACAGACCAGAGACCACAGACAACAGACCAGAGACCACAGACCAGAGACAACAGACAACAGACCAGAGACCACAAACAACAGACCAGAGACCACAGACCAGAGACAACAGACCAGAGACAACAGACCAGAGACCACAGACCAGAGACCACAGACCAGAGACCACAGACCAGAGACCACAGACCAGAGACCACAGACCAGAGACAACAGACCAGAGACCACAGAUCACAGACCACAGACCAAGGACUGUUAAUGUCUCAUGAACACACAGAAAUCAUUUGAUCAGAACCAAGUCAGAGGUCAUACUGAGUCAGCUGUUGGUGGUUGUCAUGGCAACCUAAAUGCGUGAAUGAUUUUUGUCUGAAUUUGAGGAUGAUUCAGGAGACAUGUUCUCACAGAUGUUUCCAGACCAGGACUCAGACUCUCAGUAACAGGGGACUGAUGGUGGACAGGUGUCUCUCUGCAGCGAGUCUCAGGUGUGUGCAGGUGUGUUUUAAAACCAGCAGCUGAUUGGUCGUCCACUGAAACCAGGUCCAGGUCUGUGUUUUUAGAGCCAAACCCUCUGAGACCAAACCUGUCCUCUGCUGGUCCUGCAGCCCAAACCCACAACCUACUGUCCGCCCUGGGGUCAACACUGGGAGGGUGGGGCCACCGGACCCUGAACCCCCCCAUCCCUCAUCCCUCAUCCAGCGCCGGCUCUGUCAGCAGAGAUGAGACAGACUUUUUUUUUUAACACUACAUUUGCUUCAUUUCUGUUUAUUUGAUUUUCAGGUUGUGUGCUGAACUUGUUUGUGUCUUAUAAGGUUCUCUAUAUAAAAUGUCUUUGUACCGCUGUCCUGAUCCAGACCCCCCCCUCCACCCCCGCCAAAACAAAACCACUCAUACUGUAACCCCCCCACAGAUACUUCAGACCUGAACUCAGAUGUGAGGAGGAUAGUGACCUCGUUAAUGUUUUAACGAUUCUUCAUUUAGUAAAGAACAAAGAGUCAGAGUCUGGGAGCUUCUUUAGACCAGGACCCAGAGUUCUGGUUCAGUCUGCUGCGGCCCGGUUCGUCUCCCAUGAGCCCACAGCACCUGUAAAAUCACAUUUUAAAGGAUUUCUCAGUUUUUUAAAAAUGAGUUUUAGUCUUUGGAACAUCUGAAAUUUAAAGGAAGUUUGGGUCAGGUCACAAAGAUUCCACUUUGUUUUCAUUUUACACACAAAGAAGAAUGAAGCAAGAAAAAUGAAACGGGUCAAAGUUCAGCAUUCAGCUCCAGUUUUAAAUUUUACAAUCACUUCAUUGAACCUGGUUUCAGUGACGUGUGUUCCGAUUGGCUGCAGCAGAGCUGAAUCACCUGGAUCCUUCACAACUGUUUCUUCUUCAUGGCCUCUAGACCUCCACCUGUAGACCUGUGGUUGAAAGCUCCACCGCCCUUUAAUGAACCUUAGUCUGACCCCAGUCCAACUUUGACCCUCCUCAGGAGGUGUCCUCACCUUUCCAAGGCGUUUGAUACGACCUCACAGCAGCAGGUCUGUGGUACGAACUGGUCUCUGAUCCGGACCGGCCUCUGGUCCGGACUGGUCCGUGGUCCGGACUGGGUCACAGUGGUGUUAGAGUUCAGUCCAGGACCUGAGGAAGACUUUGUGUCUUGUGGGUCCAGGUUGAGCUAAAGGGAAGACGAACUUCAGCCGUCUGAUGCUCUGCUCUGAUUGGUCGGUUGUGAUGGUCAGUGACGUCACAGGUGUGCUGCUGUGGUGAUGUCAGAGCAAUGCGUCUCUGAAACCUCAGAAAUGUUUCCUCCUGCAGGAACUUUUCCAACUCUGACUGAUCAUGAAUGCAUCAUUGUUUUGGGGGGGGGGGGGGGGGUUGGGCCUCAGUCUGUUACUAACCUCAGUGCUGCUGCUGAUCAGUUCAAUCAGAUUAAAUCAUGUGACUCACCUGUCCGUCUGUCUGCUGUUCAAACUGUGAUGUCAUCAAAUUUGACCUUUGACCUCUGCAGAUCAAUUUGACAGACAGCUGUCAUGUGUUUGUGUGGGCGGAGCCAAUAGGAGCCCCUUCUUCAGGAACGUUCCUGUCUCGUUCAGCUGAACCUGCACACACAUUUCUGAUCAAUACACAUUAUUGAUCAGAGUGAUCACAGACUGAGCGGGGUUCAUAUAUGAUGUCAUAUAUAUAUAUAUAUAUAUAUAUAUAUAUAUAUAUAUAAAGCAGCAGCUGUUUUUCUAUUGGCUCUCACCUGAGACUCCACCCACACAGGAAACACACUGUUGAUGUUUUGAAUUUGUGGUUCAGUUUCCAACAGAAGUGGAGGGAGGAGUCAGGAGACAGGACACACCUGUCUGUCUGCUGGUUCCGGUGGUGUGUCUGACCUCGGCUGCUGAUGUCUGGCGCAGAUGUGGUCCAGUACCAGGCAGCGACAGCAGACGCAGAGAUCAUGUGUGUUUACCUGUACAGGCUGAGAAAAAUACUUUUUCACCUGCACACAGCUGACCAAUCAACUGACAGUCACUGGAAGCAGCUGAUUGGUGGAGCUCGUUAGGAUUUAAAAUAUUUGACCCUGAUUGAUUAUUGAUUAAUGAUCUGUUCAGGUUCAGCGAGACGGAGAAGUCAGAAAUGAUGAUUGAUGGAUGAUUCAUUGAUCUUAUCAUUGAUGAAUCUGAUUGACUUUGUUUCCGUGGAGCGUCAGAUCUUAGACCAGGUGUGCAGGUGGAGGUGGGUGUGGUCAGUCGUUACCAUGUGACCUUCACCUGAUUCGUCAUCUGAAACCAGACGUUCAGUUUUCUUUUGUACAUUUUUCAGACUAGAACCAACCAACCAAUCAUAAAUCAAAAAGGACGUUUCCCCCGGUCGGUCAGACAGACAGACAGACAGACAGUUGGACAGCUUGUUGCCACAGUAACCCUCCUCUGUUUGUUUUUAGUUGAUGGUCGAGCUUUGAUGCUAAUAGUUAAUUUUUGUAUUUUAAUAAGAAAAAGGAAAAAAGUGAUUUUAUGUAUUUGCAUGCACUCCGGCCGUACGUUCUUCUUCCGUAUGUUGAGCACUGUAUAGUAGCUGUAUAGUAGCUGUCUGAGGUUUAGACCCAACUCCGCUCGAUAGAGUAGAGACGCAGAGAGAGAGAGAGAGAGGACGAACGAACCAACAAACCAACAAGUGAAUUAUUUGAUGUAAUUACUGAUAUGGGAUCCUUAUUUUCUGAGUUCCUUUGUUUUCAUAAAUAAACACAUAAACCGAC